AUGGACCCCUUUCGCGUACGCCUCAACUGCAUAGAUCAUUAUCAAGCGACCGCGUCGGACCUAGAUCCCCCAUUGCCCUUACGAGAUGGCGCGUCCGCAAAGGAUUGGCGGCCUAAAGUGCCGGUAAUUCGUGUUUUUGGGGCAACUGAAUCUGGGCAGAGGGUCUGCGUGCAUGUCCAUGGAGUAUUUCCUUAUCUCUACAUCGAGUACAACGGUUCCUUGGACCCCCAAGCUGUGAACUCGGCCACUCAGAAUCUUCAUCUCUCUAUUGAUCACGCACUGGCCGUUAGCUAUCGUCGCAAUGCCUAUGAUAGGAAGACUGCAUAUGUUGCACAUAUAACCUUGGUCAAAGGGAUACCGUUCUACGGCUAUCAUGUCGGCUAUCGGUUCUUCUUCAAGAUCUAUCUCCUGAAUCCCUUCUACAUUACCCGCUUGGCCGACCUUUUACAUCAGGGCGCAGUAAUGAAACGGCCCUUGCAACCGUAUGAAAGUCAUAUGCAGUACAUCCCACAAUGGAUGUGCGACUACAAUCUUUAUGGGUGCUCAUUCAUGGACUGCCGACGUGUGAGGUUUCGGGCGCCGGUGCCAGACUACUUGGAAUUGAGUAAUCCCGAACAUGGUUGGCAUGAUCGUUCUAUCGAUCCCAAAGAUAUCUCGGAAGAUCCUGCUCUGGGAAAGCAGAAUAGACGUUUUGUGGCUGGGUUAUGGCAGGACGAGACCAAGAGACGCAAAAAGCGGAUGGGCAUAAAUGAUCCUGGGAGCAGCCCCUUCGGCCCCGAAGAACUGGUCUCGAUGUCUGCAGAUCCUCGAAACGAGGCUCGCGGUGGUUGGAUCCACGAGGAUGAGUUUCAUCAGUUGGCACUUCAAAUUGCCGCUAAUGAGAGGCUUGCCGAUGGGAACAAGGACACCUCCUUUCAAACGUUCCUUAAUCCGAGCCCAUAUGAAGCAAGCAUCAAAACAGCCCUCGAUAGUGUAGUGGACUUCUUCCCGGAAGAGAUGGAACAUUCAAUCCAGGAGAAUCAACAUGCCGACUUGGACAACCCGCCGGAAGUAUCCGUGGAUGAAGACCUUGCUUUGUCUUCUCAACCAGAGGCCCAUGUCUUUACUGACAAUGACACUCAUGGCCCGAGCUCGGAGGAAGCCACGAAAGAGCUGAGGCAUAUGGAAAGUGUUACGGUAGAUGAAAGUUUUUACGACGGUAUUUUUGACGACAUAACAUACCAAGAUGAAGCAUUAAAUGCAAACAAAACUGCUUCAAACGAGGCUCACAUGCCGCUGAAUGGAUAUGAUGGCAAGAAUCCAUCAGUUUCAGUGGACCAGUCCGCCCAGCUCCAACCAGGAUUGGAGAAGGAUGGCCACUUAAACGAGAAUCAGAAGAAACAUCUGAGCAAUCUCCAGCUGUUCCGAAGAAGCCGAGGUUUUGGAGACACUUAUGAUCCAGCGAAAUAUGAAGUGUCGAAAGCUUCACUUCCCAAGAAGAGCCAAGGCCGCCCAAAAGAAACAAUGGACAAACAAGACACACCUAAUUAUGACCCUCAUCAUUUUGAGCCUCCCUCAUCUGAAUCGCGAUCGUCUUCGUCACAGAAAACGGUUCGUGGAAAGUUGCCUAACAGCAGGCUAAACUUCCCCGUGGUUAAGGAUCCACAUGAUCCGUUGACCAUUCUGCGAUUCAGUCAAGAUAGCUCUCAGCGUUCUCAUAAAGAGCCAGGAUUGCACCAGCCCGUGCAAAGUUCACACCCACCAGGCUCUACUACCAGUGGAUCUGGGGAUGGAGCUAUGCCUUCUUCCUUGUCUCUCCGUUCCUCUUCCACCGCCACCGCAGCUCCUGCCCUUGACAUGCAUGUAACAAAAAUAAAACAGAAGUUAUCAUCUUCAUUUGGCUUCUCGGAGGGCAGCUCUUUGUACAUUUUUAAAUGUUGCGCUCCUGGGACUGCCGAAGUCAUGACCACUAUGCAUGAUUAUGGCCGUCCUGCUGUUGUGUACCAACAAGCAUACUACAGCGAAGAAUCCGACGUCCCUGACCGACCGCGCGAAUAUGCCGGGCGCGAAUUUAGGCUUGAAAGUGAUACCAUCCACUAUCUCCCUCCCUUCGACACAUCGGCAAACUUGCCUGCCAUGUAUGGCGAACAGUAUCCAACCGGGUUCGAUCGAGUACGUCAGGAGAAACUGGACAAAGAGAUGCGAGAGUCAUGCUCUAUAAGGCACUGGGAAUUUGCGGCUGUCCCACCAAGUCGAUCCGAAGUCAGAGAAUGGUUUGAGAACCUGAAGGCGGCCCAAGAAUCAGUUCCACGGAAGAACCCACCCAAGACGCAACUGCAGCAGGAAGCCAUGUCACAGAUUGAAGGACCGACCCAAAAUCCGCAUGGUUUCAAGUAUUCGCAGAAAGCCAAAACGACUAGUGUUGAGCACCAAACUCAGUACAUGAGCACGAUGAGUAUCGAAGUACACGUCAAUACCAGAGGCAAUCUGUCAGCAAACCCUGCAGAAGAUGAAAUCACUUGUGUCUUCUGGUGCAUCCAGUCAGAAGACGAAGAUCUCGAUGUCAACAGCCACCUCCCUGGCGUUCAUGUUGGGAUGCUUUACCACGGUGAAGGUGAGAGACCCGAAGACAAAGUCUCAAAAUCUCUGAAGAUCGACACCGAACAUGAACCUACCGAACUCGACUUGAUCAAUCGCUUGGUUGAUAUUGUAAGAUACCACGAUCCCGACAUCAUCACCGGUUAUGAAGUGCAUAACGGCUCAUGGGGCUAUGUGAUCGAACGAGCUCGAAAGAAAUACGACUUCGACAUCAGCAACGAGGUCUCUCGAGUCAAAGCGCAGUCGCAUGGCAAAUUUGGCAGAGAUGAAGACCGUUGGGGCUCUGACCAUACCUCCUCUAUUCAGAUCACUGGGCGACACAUGAUCAACAUAUGGCGUGCAAUGCAAAGCGAGCUGAAUUUGCUUCAAUAUACGAUGGAAAACGUGGUCUUCCAUCUCCUACAUCGGCGCAUUCCGCACUAUUCACACAAGGACUUGACCAAAUGGCACAAAAGUGGGACGCCUCGCAACUUGCACCGACUCAUUGAAUACUAUUCAUCGCGGGUGCAAAUGAACUUGGAAAUCAUCGAGGCCAAUGAGUUGAUUCCGAGGACAAGCGAGCAAGCUAGGCUGCUUGGAAUCGACUUCGCGGCCGUUUACUACCGUGGUUCUCAAUUCAAGGUCGAGUCUCUCAUGUUCAGAAUCGCAAAGCCAGAGAACUUUCUGCUUGUGUCGCCUAGUAGAAGGCAGGUUGGCCAGCAGAAUGCUCUUGAAUGUCUUCCGCUCGUCAUGGAACCGCAGAGUGACUUCUAUACAAGCCCUCUUAUCGUGCUUGAUUUCCAAUCCCUUUACCCGAGUGUCAUGAUUGCGUAUAACUAUUGCUACUCGACCUUCUUGGGGAGAGCUGCGGGGUGGCGCGGACGGGACAAAAUGGGCUUUAUGGAAUAUGAACGUCAGCCACGGUUAUUAGAGUUGUUGAAAGACAAGAUUAACAUCGCGCCCAAUGGGAUGAUGUACGCAAAGCAAGAAGUACGACAGUCAUUACUGGCCAAGAUGCUUACGGAAAUACUGGAGACACGAGUGAUGGUUAAAGCCGGUAUGAAGGCCGAUAAAGAUGACAAGAUCCUUCAACGCCUUCUGAACAACCGUCAGUUGGCGCUCAAGCUGAUAGCCAAUGUGACAUACGGAUACACAUCGGCAUCAUUCUCUGGUCGAAUGCCCUGCUCCGAAAUCGCCGACAGCAUUGUGCAAUCUGGUCGUGAAACACUAGAAAAGGCCAUUGCCCUAAUCCAUUCGAUAGACAGAUGGGGUGCAGAAGUGGUCUAUGGCGACACAGAUAGUUUAUUCGUCUACUUGAAAGGACGAACCCGCGAUCAAGCGUUCGACAUUGGAGAAGAAAUCGCCCAGGCAGUGACAGAAAUGAAUCCGCGGCCGGUGAAGCUCAAGUUCGAGAAAGUCUACCAUCCCUGCGUAUUACUCGCAAAGAAACGCUACGUCGGCUUCAAAUACGAGCAUCGCAGCCAAAAAGAACCAGUAUUCGACGCCAAGGGCAUUGAGACCGUCCGCCGCGAUGGCACCCCCGCUGAACAAAAGAUCGAAGAAAAGGCCCUCAAACUUCUCUUCCGCACUGCAGAUCUUAGUCAAGUGAAAUCAUAUUUCCAGCGCCAAUGCAACAAAAUCAUGCAAGGUCGCGUCUCCAUUCAAGAUUUCUGCUUUGCACGUGAAGUGCGUCUCGGUACUUAUAGCGACCGCGGGACUAUGCCUGCCGGUGCCAUGAUCAGCACAAAGCGCAUGCUUGACGACCCGCGUCUGGAACCGCAAUACGGCGAACGCGUGCCGUAUGAGCGCCGGGGUCUCAGGCUAGUUGACCGGUGCGUUGCGCCGGACGUACUUUUGCAAGAUGCACAGCUAGAGUUGGACGCUGAGUAUUACAUCACGAAGAACAUUAUCCCCCCGCUGGAACGAAUCUUCAAUCUCGUGGGUGCGAACGUGCGCCAAUGGUACGAUGAAAUGCCCAAGGUGCGGCGGAUUCGACAAGUGAACACCUCGUCUACGGCUCGUACGGGUCAGCCAGGUCUUAUGAAGAAAACCUUGGAGUCUUACAUGCGGUCCUCUUCAUGUGUCAUCUGCAGAGAAAAAUUGUCCGAUGCCACUGCUACAGUUUGUAAAAAGUGUCUGGCGCAUCCGCAUCUAUCACUCCUGGAUGUCGUCUCACGAUUGCAAAGGGCAGAGAAGCGAGUCGUUGAUCUACACGCUGUAUGUCGCUCUUGUACGGGUGCUUCGGCGAGAGAUGAGGUGAGUUGUGACAGCAUGGACUGUCCAGUCUUCUAUUCUCGUACGCGCGACAUGGCUAGUCUGCGCCAUUUGAAGGAUAGCUUGGAGCCUGUUAUUGAGUUAUUGGAACAUAAAGGGGAUGAAGGACUUGAUUGGUGA
Penicillium chermesinum is the source of this 4950-nucleotide messenger RNA. Its product is annotated as DNA-directed DNA polymerase zeta catalytic subunit REV3. The transcript is spliced from 6 exons. Gene Ontology annotation, cellular component: nucleus; zeta DNA polymerase complex. The record is from RefSeq and is a predicted model, not a curated record. Gene Ontology annotation, biological process: error-prone translesion synthesis; double-strand break repair via homologous recombination. Gene Ontology annotation, molecular function: nucleotide binding; DNA binding; DNA-directed DNA polymerase activity. NCBI's taxonomy places the organism in Eukaryota, Fungi, Ascomycota, Eurotiomycetes, Eurotiales, Aspergillaceae. Bases 1 to 4950 code for a protein of 1649 amino acids.